AUGCCGUCUCGAGUGGGCUUCCGCAACAACCUCGAGCGGGAUGUCUACCAAAUACUAAACAAGCUCGAUACGAACUUUACAACAGUAUCUGCCGCCUACGAUGCUAUAAAACGGUCCAAUUCGAGCAUCGCGAGGCUGAAAAAGCGCCCGCUCGAGGAUGCCAUCGACCGUGUCCUGCAGAUCCGCAAGCAGGAAGCCCAAGACGACGAGUCGGACGAUUCCGAAGCCGCCCUCGACGCUCCCGAACCCGCGAAGCCCCAAGACGAGCGCUUCCUGCUUAACCGCCAGAUGACCAAGCUGUGGAAGACCAACGCCAAGCCGGCCGACACGCCUGGUGACCAGCCGGCGACUAAGAAGCGUCGCCUUCAGUCUGAUGUUGACGGAAAGGAUGAUCGUGCUAGCGGACCCGACACUCCUGCCGGCGAAGUGACCACCCCGGGGCCCAAAGAGGACAAGGCGCCGCUGAAAAAGACACAAAAGCCGACACGGUUCACCGUCGAGCAGGGCGACAGCCGUAGUCCGGUGGGCGGUUUUGACGAUGUGUUGCGGCAACUUUUCAAGCUGACCUGGCACGCACUUCUUCCGUUGGAGAUGUCCCCUGGAUCACGUGUGUCUGGUCUCCUCAUAUCUGGGCCUUCGGGUAUGGGAAAGAAGACGGCCGUCAAGAACUUGGCGUCAGGGCUCGAUGCAGCGCUGGUUGUCCUCGACGGUUGCUUCGACAAUCCCGAGCGCAUGGAGAAGAGUCUUGCGGAAGCGUUUGACACAGCCAUAAGCCUCGCGCCAAGCAUCGUCUUUAUCGACGACAUCGACCAGCAUAUAUCAAGACCUGGCGCGUCGACCCACAGUGACCAUCACAGUCAGGCGAGGAGGUAUCUUGCGGCCCAGAUGAGACGGCUAUCGGGCCUACAGCAGACCCGGGUUCUUGCCGUGGCUACGACUUCCAGGCUCGUGGAUGUUGAUCCUGCUAUACGCGAGUACGGCCUCUUCGAGCAAACGUUCCAGAUCCGGAUACCCGACUGCGCGGCACGGCGCGACAUCCUCGAGAUUUGCACUAGGCACUUGUCGGUGGCAAAUGACGUCGACCUGGCAGCCCUCGCCAACAUUACGCAUGCCUAUGUAGGCGCUGACCUCGCCGCCGUCACCAGGAUUGCAGAGCUGAGGGCGUCAGACCGGCAUCUUUCCCAAAGCAUCCCGUGGCCUGCGUUCUCGCAAAUCCAAGGACGGAGCAACCUUGAACUUGCCAACGGGGACCUUGCACCCUCGGAAAGCGAAACAAAGUUUUAUGUGGACGAAAUGUCGCGAGGCCCGGUCACGGUGACCAUGGAAGACUUCAAGGCGGCCAUCGCCAACUUCACCCCGUCACUGAGGAAAGAGGGAUUCACGGUGAUACCGAGCGUCACCUGGGAUCAAGUCGGUGCCAUGGAGGCGGCUCGCAAACAGCUUCAGACGUCCAUCAUCGGCCCCAUCAAGAACCCCGACCUGUACCGCAAGUUCGGUCUUAGCCGGCCUGCCGGCGUCCUUCUCUGGGGCCCUCCCGGGUGCGGCAAGACACUGGUGGCGCAAGCCGUAGCCAACGAGGCCCAAGCCAGUUUCAUUCUCAUCAACGGUCCAGAGCUGCUCAACAAGUACGUGGGCGAGUCAGAGCGCGCCGUACGAGAGCUCUUUCAGCGAGCGCGCUCUUCGGCGCCCUGCAUCCUCUUCUUUGAUGAGAUGGAUUCUAUAGUUCCCCCACGCAACAACUCGUCCACCGACUCUGGCGCGCGUGUUGUCAACGCCCUGCUCACUGAGCUGGACGGCGCUCAGGACCGCACGGGCAUUUACGUCAUCGGCACGACCAACCGUCCCGAGAUGAUCGACGAAGCUAUGCUUCGGCCCGGCCGCCUGAGUGUGCAACUCCUCGUCGAUCUGCCGACGCCCACGGAACGUGUCGACAUCUUGCGCGCCGUUUAUCGUACGAAUCACGAAGACGCUACGCAGGAAGAGCUCGACGCCCUCGCCGCUGUGGCCCUGGACCCUCGCUGCGCCAACUUUAGCGGCGCCGACCUGUCCGGACUGCACACGAAAGCUGCCGAAAACGCUCUCCAUAGGUGGACCGAAGCGGCCAGCUCCGGCGGGCCGCAGACCAUCGACGCUGCGGACUGGCAGCACGCCCUGGCAAACACGCGCGCGAGCGUCAGGGACCCCAAUUCGUAUAGGCUGCGGGCCGCUUAG
Molecule: messenger RNA, 2211 nt
Organism: Purpureocillium lilacinum
Lineage: Eukaryota; Fungi; Ascomycota; Sordariomycetes; Hypocreales; Ophiocordycipitaceae
Biological process (GO): ribosome biogenesis
Cellular component (GO): nucleus
Molecular function (GO): preribosome binding; RNA binding; ATP binding
Source: RefSeq, a predicted model, not a curated record